CAGCAGCCCACAGAAGCGCCGAGCUUUCUUUCUCACGCUUUUUACUCUUUCAGUGUCCAGAGAGCUCUCACUUUUCUUUCUCGACUGUAGCCUUUUUCUUGCAUUUAAGCUCUUUAUCGGACUCUGCAAUGGAGGGAAAGCUAUUGAAAUUGAAAGCUUCCUCGCCGGUAUCUCCGCACCCACACUUAUCAAGGUUUCUGGGGACAAGUUGCAGCUUCAUUUCCAAAACCAGGAUGAACCCUUCUACAUUAACGCCGCUAAGCUAUGCAAGACGCAUUCUAUCUGUACGAAUAUUUGCGUCUUCCAGUGGGUUGGAAAAGAAGAAAAGGGUUGAUGAGAGUGAGAAUUUGACCCUUGAAUGUAUUAGACAUUCUUUGAUUCGACAAGAGGAUAGCAUAAUAUAUAGCCUUUUAGAGAGAUCCCAGUACCGUUAUAAUGCAGAUACCUAUGAUCCAAAUGCUGUUGCCAUGGAUGGCUUCCGUGGCUCUUUAGUAGAGUACAUGCUCAAAAAAACUGAAGGACUUCAUGCCCAGAUUGGCAGGUACGAGAGCCCUGAUGAACACCCUUUCUUCCUAGAUUUGCCAGAGCCAUUGUUGCCACCUCUGCAAUACCCACAGAUAUUACAUCCCAUUGCUGAUUCAAUUAAUAUAAAUAAGAAAGUAUGGGACGUGUACUUUAGAGAUCUUCUUCCAAGAUUGGUCAAGGAUGGAGAUGAUGGCAAUAUUGGAUCAACUGCUAUCUGUGACACAAUCUGCCUGAAGGCUCUCUCAAAAAGAAUCCAUUAUGGAAAAUUUGUAGCCGAAGCCAAAUUUCGGGCCAACCCAGAUGAAUAUGAAGCUGCCAUUAAAGCGCAGGACAGAGAUGGAUUGAUGUAUUUGCUGACGAACAAGAAAGUUGAAGAUGCAGUAAAAAAGAGAGUGGAGAUGAAAGCUAUGACUUUCGGGCAAGAGGUGACAAUAUAUUGUGAGGAAAAUGGAAGUGUCCCGGUAUGCAAAAUAGAACCAAGCUUGGUUGCCGAUUUAUAUAGGGACUGGAUCAUGCCAUUGACAAAGGAAGUUCAGGUUAUGUAUUUGUUGAGAAGAUUGGAUUGAACUUUGCCAUAGCUUUUUAUGGUUAUACAUAGAAUGUUCAAAGGAUAGCAGCUGGAUGAUGCUGUGCUUGUCAUUAGACAAAUGAAAGAUGAUAGAAAUCUAAAAAUUAUCAGAUGAACUUUGCCAUAGCUGUUUGUGAUUAUACCCAGAAAUGUUCAAAGGAUAGCCGCUGGAUGAUGUUAUCCUUGUCAUUAGACAUGCGAAAGCUGAUUGAGAUGUAAAAAUUAUUAGAAACCAACUCUGAUGAAGAAAAUAAGGUGCAUUGUGAGAAGCUUCAACUA
Molecule: messenger RNA, 1372 nt
Organism: Manihot esculenta (cassava)
Lineage: Eukaryota; Viridiplantae; Streptophyta; Magnoliopsida; Malpighiales; Euphorbiaceae
Product: chorismate mutase 1, chloroplastic
Exons: 6
Coding region: 129-1091 (320 amino acids)
Biological process (GO): aromatic amino acid biosynthetic process; chorismate metabolic process
Cellular component (GO): cytoplasm
Molecular function (GO): chorismate mutase activity
Source: RefSeq, a predicted model, not a curated record